GACACACAACAAGUACAAGCUCAAGGAGCUGGACGUGGCAGAGUUUUUAUUUGUUAGCACUAAGCGGGAACACGCAGGUACAUAUCGGUGCCAGUACCAGGUGUCAGAGCCACUGUGGACAUCGAAUAUGAGUGAUCCCGUGGAGUUGGUGGUGACAGAUCCCAGCUUUCCACCACCUGGCAUCUCCCUUCAUCCCAAAGAAUGUGUGGGUACAGGGACAAAUGUCACCAUCCACUGCUGGAACAAGGACUAUGGGGCUGCCUUCCACCUCCACAAGGAUGGGUGUUCAGCUCCUGUACAGCACCAGGACUCCAGUGGUGGGGGCACAGCAAAUUUUACAGUCUUCGGGGUGGCUCCAGCUGAUGCUGGCACCUAUAGGUGCUCCUACCGCCCCUGGCGUUACCCCUUCCUGUCCUCACCCCUUGGGGACAGCGUGAGGCUGGAGCUAACACCCACACCUGCACACCCAGGUGCCAAAGAAUGGUCCCAUGCAAAUCUGGUGAUAGCACUGGUGAGGGGCUUGGUCGCUGCACUCGUCUUUGGCCUUGGAGUCUUCUUUGUCAUUGAUGCCCGCAGCCUCUGGAGAGAAAGAGAUGAGAGCUGUGGAAUCCCCAGUGACAGUGAGUGUCUGACCUGCACUGAGAUUCCUGCUGUGACCCCUGGUGCCUGGCCACCCAGGGCAGCUGCCACCGCUCAGCCCCCCAGCAAGGUGGGCACUGGGGGACCACACUGAUACCCCCACACCCCCAAUGUCGUGUUUUUUAAAGUGCACUGGAAUGGACGGACCCCAGAUUCCCCCAAAUGGAGCUCCCUGAUACUCUGCUCCCCCCCCUUACACUCCAAAAUCCCAAGGAAUUUAACAUCCCCAGAUCCUCACCUGUGCACCUCGUCUCAUUCCCAAACACCAAAUCCCUCAAUUCCCCGCUCUAACCCCCACAUCCUCCCUGAUCCACCUCAAAUCCCACAACAUCCCUGGAGAUUCCAAAUCCUCUUCAAUCCAGCCGAAGAUGCAAAACCAUUCCUAGGGGACCCCAAAUCCUUCCCAAUCCACUCCUACCAGUACCCAUUAACCUCACACCACGUGUUAUCAACCUCCACUUUGAUCCCCUCUAGAUCCCACCAGGUGUCUCCGGCCUGCCCUUCAGUCCUGUUCUCAGCAUCAGUCGGUGGGUUUGGGGCCACUGCUUUGUGCAUCACUUUGUAAAUAUAUACCUGUGUUAUCCUGAUAUCACCCACUGUGAUUUCUCUCUUCAGUCUUAGUAAAUAGAUUUUGUUACCACCUG
This is a messenger RNA of Numida meleagris (helmeted guineafowl), 1283 nucleotides long. Its product is annotated as leukocyte immunoglobulin-like receptor subfamily A member 2. The transcript is spliced from 4 exons. Bases 128 to 733 code for a protein of 201 amino acids. NCBI's taxonomy places the organism in Eukaryota, Metazoa, Chordata, Aves, Galliformes, Numididae. The record is from RefSeq and is a predicted model, not a curated record.